AUGAAGUCCUUUGCAGCGAUUGGCCUUCUUGCCUGUUUCAUUGGCGCUCUGAUGACAACUGUUGCGUCGGAGGAAACGUUCGAAACACCUGAGAACCAGGAAAAUAACAGUGAAUUAGGCGCCCCUAAGGAAACCGUUGAGAAUGAUGAAGUUGAUAAAGAAGACGACGAAAGUGAAGACGGUGAUGAUGAAAUGGAUGAUCCUGAAAGGUAACUAAUCCAGGCCACGGUACGGGGCCUGUUCUUCAUAUAAAACUAGUAGAGGUAAAGGUAAGGAGUCCUUAUGUUAUGUCGGUAGCUCGAAAUAGUCAUCUGACUAACACAUCUGAGGCCGAUAGUGCGCUCAUUUUUAACCUCCUUUCUCCAUUAGUUCUCCGUUUUACGGGUAUUUAAAGCUACUUAAAACUACGUGGAAAGGAAAGAAGUAGCAGGAAGCAUUUGUGGUCACACCCGGGAAUCGAACUCGGGACCUCUUGUGCACAGAAGGCCGCGCACUAACCAACUCUCCUAAGUAUAAAUUUUAAAAGCGACAGAGGUAUUUUCUUUUAAGCUUGUUUUAUCCAGAUUGGUUAUCCGAUAGACAUCUCGAUGAUUCUGUGAUUGUAAACCUUUUUCCGUUUGUCGGUUGGUGCUCAAACGCUAAACGCCUCCACUUCAGCUGCUUCCUUCUCGACAGUCAUGGCUUGGUUUAUGCUUAGUCCGAAAGUUGACAUGACAUUUAAUCGAAUUUAGACAUUUUAAUAAGUGAGCUAUGUGUGGCUUCAUAGCUCAGUUGGUAGAGCAACGCACCGGUAACGCGGAGGUCACGGGUUCGAAUCCCGUUGAAGCCCUUCACUUUCAUCUACAACCGCAGUUCAAAAAUGAAUUAUUUCAUAUAUACUUCACAUCAUUUCACUCCUCACGGGAGAUAUGAACUCAAUAAAUUGACCUCGCUCCCAAUGUGUGGCUUCAUAGCUGAGUUGGUAGAGCAACGCACCGGUAACGCGGAGGUCACGGGUUCGAAUCCCGUUGAAACCCUGAUUUUUUCAGGCUUCUUCUUUCCAAUUACUUAAAUUGGAAAAUUUACUGCGAUGAUCAUUCUUCACUUUCAUCUACAACCGCAGUUCAAAAAUGAAUUAUUUCAUAUGUACUUCACAUCAUAACAACAAUCGCUGCUGUAACCUUUGCAAUUCUUAGAGACUACCUUUUAUAUACCUUAUAAAUUGUUUUAUUAUACAAUUUAUACAUGCUACAUAUUUUAAUUGUAUAUACAUUAUUAUUAUUAUUAUUUCUUAUUUGUAAAUAAUUUUUAUUUUUGUUUCCCCAAUUAGUUGUGAAAACUAAAUACAUUGACACAUUAAUAAAGCUUUUACUUUACUUACUUACUUACUUUUCGACUAAGGACUAAUUUUCACACUGAGCCGAACAGAAUCCUCCACUGAGACCAGCACAAAUCACUCAAAUCUCUCUGUCUCAGAUACAUGAUGACAUCAGACAUGCUCAGUUUCUCUUCACCAAGCUUCGUCACUCCCUGCACUACAAAACCAAAAGCCGAGCAGAAACAAAUGACAUAUUUCCGCCGGUAUGAAUUGCCACCAACCUCGGGAUCGGAUAGUGAAGUCGUUAUUAAGUUACUUUCUACAACUUUAGACCUUUGAUCGCCCGUCUUUCAUUCUUUCUUGGUACCUCCUUGGAAAAAAUCGAAGGAUAGUGCUAUUAAAAAAUUUUAUUUUUCAAAAAUUUACGCGCUCCAAUUUUUUAAUCGCUACAGUCCUGAUUGUUGCUUAUGACUAACAAUCUAUUCCUUUCCUUUCAGUCCAAACCCUGUUUCUCAAGAUGACGAUGAAAACGACAAUGCAGAGUUAGAGAAUCCAGAAAGGUAAACCAUAUUCAAAAACUGAAAUAUGUUAGCAAGUGUAAGUCACGACCAUUUCAACAAAUUUAAACGUCCCAGCGCUGACUUGCACACAUUCUGUUUGAUAAGUGAAAAAAUAUUCAAAUCGUUGUAAAUAACUAACGAAUGUCUUUUGUUUUCAGUGUUUCCAUGACAGCAGGCAGCCCAGCAGCAGAUCCGAAGGCUUUACCUUGGCGCCCCGGCAAUCGCCGACGAUAUUAUCCACGUCGACGAAUCUCCUACCGACGCCGAUAUUAUCCACGCCGACGCAUCUCCUAUCGACGCAGAUAUUAUCCACGCCGACGAAUCUCCUAUCGACGCCGAUACUAUCCACGCCGACGAAUCUCCUAUCGACGCCGAUAUUAUCCACGCCGACGAAUCUCCUAUCGACGCCGAUAUUAUCCACGCCGACGAAUCUCCUCCCGACGUCGCUAUAAAGGAAAAAAAUGA
Molecule: messenger RNA, 2322 nt
Organism: Porites lobata
Lineage: Eukaryota; Metazoa; Cnidaria; Anthozoa; Scleractinia; Poritidae
Source: the annotation of a GenBank genome assembly